Molecule: messenger RNA, 606 nt
Organism: Fulvia fulva
Lineage: Eukaryota; Fungi; Ascomycota; Dothideomycetes; Mycosphaerellales; Mycosphaerellaceae
Exons: 2
Coding region: 1-606 (201 amino acids)
Source: RefSeq, a predicted model, not a curated record
AUGUCAACAACCGUCGCCAACCUCAAGACCAGUGACACAGUCAAAAUGCUACGAGCGCAGUUCAUGGAGCAAAACAACUUCAUUGCUUCAAACCAGUUCGAGAUCUUCGUCUUUGCCUUGGACAAGAAGGACAACAUCCUCCUCGCACGGGAUCGAAAGAGCCACAACAUUGACCUUUCCGACAUUCCACGCAUUGGCGGGCUUCCGUGGAGCGAUACUGACGACCGCUCCAUCGACUUGGCAGUCCGUAAAUGCAUUGUGAACCAGGUGAAAUGCAUCAACAAGAAUGAGGACAUCAUGGGCCUCAAACUAUUGCACAUGUUCAAGGGCACCAUGCCAGCACCUGAUGGUGGUCAGGAGCAUGUGAUUGCCAGAGUCUUGGUGACAUGUCGAGUCAAGGUCGCCGAAAGUGACAAGGGAGGCACCAGUUGGUUCGUUACUGGGGGCUUGUGGCCGCUCGCGGAGGAUCCCAGGCGAUUGAUGGGAGUAGACAGGGCAGACCUUCAGUCGUGGUUGGGACAGUGGAAGGACGAGACUGCCGAUUCCGUUGGUGGCGGGAAUUUGAGGCCGAAGCGGUCGGACGAGCAGAUUGGGAUAGCGAUGUAG